GGCUGUCACUUUUGAGACACUCACAUUUCCUGCAUCUCAAAAUCUCACGCAUCAAAAACUAUAAGCGAUCCGCUUCAGCCAUGGUGAGCUUCUGUCCUAUCUGUGGGAAGCCUGUGUAUUUUGGCGAGAAGAAAAGGUCAUUGGGACGGGAUUAUCAUCCGUUGUGUUUGAAAUGUCACAAAUGUAAAAGACAGCUAACAGCUGGCCAGCAUGCAGAGCAUGAUGAGAAACCAUACUGCACUAACUGCUACAUGAGAGAUUUUGGACCCAGAGGUAACCGAAAACCUGUUGCUCGGACAUUUAACACACCUGCUGAAUAAGAGAUAUUCUGCCAUCAUGAAAAACACACCAGACCAUCUACAAUCAACAACAUGGCUAGACCAUCCAGAUUUACCAACAACACACCUGCAGCAUCUAUUUUACAUUGCCACACAAGGCAAAAUAAUUAUAUAUUGCAUUUAAUCUAGCUACAGAUUGAACUCACCACCCUAAUUUUUCAGUUCGUCAUAAACUCCCAAUGCCAUCCACAGUGGCACUCUCUUAGGGAACUGAGCUUUUUUUAUGAGAUGAUUCCAGAGCUGAAACCACCAUAGACAUUUGGGAAACAUCCCUCCAAAUAUUCAGAAUAAUAGUCAACUGAUAUGUUUUUUUUUAGUGACAUAUUCUUUUACAUUUGGUCCCCCUCUUGAGUAUUUGUUUACAUCCUUGGUUUAAUCUAUUCUUCUUUUGUGAUUAAUUUAAAGUUGUAGCACUUAGGGGGCCUGGGUAACUCAGCGAGUAAAGACGUUGACUACCACCCCUGAAGUCGCAAGGUCGAAUCCAGGGCAUGCUGAGUGACUCCAGCCAGGUCUCAUAAGCAACCAAGUUGGCCCGGUUGCUAGGGAGGUUAGAGUCACAUGGGGUAACCUCCUCGUGAAUAGCGUGAAGCCUCCACACGCACUAUGUCUCCGCAAUAACGCGCUCAACAAGCCAUGUGAUAAGAUGCGUGGAUUGAAGGUCUCAGACGUGGAGGCAACUGAGAUUCGUCCUCCGUCACCCGGAUUGAGGCGAGUCACUACGCCACCACAAGGACUUAGAACACAUUGGAAAUCCAAAUUGGGGAGAAAAGGGAGGGAAAAAAAACAAACAAACAAAAAAAAGUUGUAGCACUUAAUUAGUUAUUGCAUGUUAUUGUUGUUGAAUCAAAUUGUAUCUUCCCGGUUGUAUCUUUUUCUUGGUCUUAAGAAUGGGGGAUGUGAAAAUGUCAGACCGUAGAAUAAAACUAAUUUUGGUAUAAA
Molecule: messenger RNA, 1277 nt
Organism: Myxocyprinus asiaticus (Chinese sucker)
Lineage: Eukaryota; Metazoa; Chordata; Actinopteri; Cypriniformes; Catostomidae
Exons: 4
Coding region: 81-320 (79 amino acids)
Biological process (GO): regulation of gene expression; intrinsic apoptotic signaling pathway in response to DNA damage
Molecular function (GO): zinc ion binding
Source: RefSeq, a predicted model, not a curated record